This is a messenger RNA of Owenia fusiformis, 1874 nucleotides long. NCBI's taxonomy places the organism in Eukaryota, Metazoa, Annelida, Polychaeta, Sabellida, Oweniidae. The record is from the annotation of a GenBank genome assembly.
CACAAACGUUACAAAAUGCUUCGAGUGUGAUCUAAUUAGAUUUGAAUCUGAAAGCGGAUAAAACUUUUUUAUGAAAAUGGACUUUCAUCACGAAUGAUAUCCCAGGUAAAUGGAAAGGGGAAAUUUUAAGCAAAUGGAGUAUUUCUAAUUCAAGAUCGAAAAAGAUCGGUGAAAAUGAAAUCAACACUUUUACCUACCACGGCGAUGCAAUGAAACGAACUCGCACUAUGUUCAAAAUAAAGUUUACGACAUCCCCAUGUGUGUGGAUUACAAUCUACAUAUUACUCGAGUCGUUAAGCGGCAGCCUUUCCGCAAAAUCAGUUCCCGAUCCAGACUUCAAGUGUCCUCAAAUAUUUGGUCUUUUUGCGGAUCCACUGAGCAAAGACUGUUGCAAUUAUUACAAGUGCAAGAAAGGUAUUCCCAAACACAAACGGUGUCCUUACAACAUGGUGUUCAAGGAAGGGAGGUGUCGGUGGAGGGUCGAGGGGGACACUGAAUGCAAGCCCAUGGAAGAUGAGAUGCCAAAACGAUGUUCAAAGUUUGCUGCAAGAACAGGAAAAAUUAAUGUGGAUUACGGUUGCGAGUAUCAAAGAUGUGUUAAACACGAAAAUCGAUUAGUUUGGAAAACAUUUGACUAUUUGGUAUCAAGAGAUUGCUGUGCCCAAGUACAGGCUAAAGAGAAACGCCCGCAUUUAUGUGAAGCUCUUCUUAUUAAGACCAACGAGGAAUGGCUUGAAGAAAUGGGGCUUAGCGAAUACAAGUGUCCAAAGAGGCGAGGUGUAUUUCAAGCGACGACUCGAUGUAAACGUUACAUUAGAUGCAUAAAUUACAAACCGGAAGUUAUAAUAUGUCCAACGGGCCUUCUGUAUUACAAAUGGAAGAGAUAUUGUGAUUGGCCGGAAAACGUGCCAACCUCACUAUGUCCUGACAGAGACGGCCAACUGACAACGGUGGGAAUAACCACUCCUUCUGGAGCACCCACUACAAACGCAAGUACCGAGACAACAACUGCUGCGACAACGACUAGUGAUGAGAUAACAAAUAACACGCUGGAAACAAGUAAUGUGACAACUGCAGAAUAUACAUCGCCUUUGACCGAUAGAAGCACAGCGAUGACUGAAGAAAUCCCUCAUCCAACGCCAGCCUCUGAUAGUAGUAACAUAAGUAUUACAACAACAGUACCAAGUGACAUUACAUCAAAUAGAACAGAAGCUACAUCUGACGAAACAACAGUUGGUGUUACAACGCAGUCGACUGAAAUACCCAAAAGUACAAGUGAAUCUAUAAAACAAUCGACUGAAACAUAUAAUGUUACAAUUGCAAGUCUAAAUAGUACAAUAGACUCAGUUACAGGAAUUAAUAGUACAGUAACACCGUCUACUGAAAUACUCAAUACUACGAUAGAAGUAAAAACAUAUCCGAGUGAAACUAUGACUGAGUCUACCGAAAUAACUAGUGAAACAACUACAAAAAGUAUAGAAAAAUUUAAUAAUACACAAUUUCCAGAAACGACUUACAUAAGAACAACAAAUACACCAAUUACUCAGGGCACAUUAUUCGUAAACUCAACGUCCGUUAUAACGGAAUUAAGCUCUAUUUCAACACUGCCCCUUAAUGAUACAACAACUUCACGAACAGCAGAAACAUCCCCAGCAGUUCCUGAAGUAGGCGAGGGAGCUACUUGCGACAAGAAAGACUUGUUUAGAACACAUACUAAAGGGUGCCUUAAAUAUAUUUGUAAAAUUGUUAAUGAUUUUAGCAAUGCCUGGACUCUGAAUAGCUGUGUUGUUAACAACACUUGUUGCAUUCGAGCAGAUUGUGCGGGUUUCCCAAAUUGUGCAUUGUUUUUACAAGAACAAAGUGACGCCCUUUGA